CUUCCUGCGAUGCGCGGUCGAUUCCCCGCACAUGCGAGGAAUAGACGACCCCGUUGAUCUGGCCAUAUAGGAACUUUGUGUUCAUACUCAUCCAACAUUCACAUCCAGGUUGGAAUCCUACUCGACUUGAAUUUAGAAACAACUCUUAAAAUCUAGUGAAAACAUACAUUGAAUCCACCAUUUUGUUGAGAGAUGUCAGAGGAGGGAUGGAAAGAAAGAGUGAGAUGGGUCCCAAAAUAGGGAGACAACAUGUCUGCAUUUCACCAAUAUUUUUUUCGAGCAAUACCGGGGAAGUAGAGCAAUUCAUUGAUCGAGGGCUUGUAAGUGAAGUACAAGAUGUUAGUGGUGAUUUGCCACACUGGGGUAAGUAGACAGGAAUUAAUAGGUUAAAUUUAACAUGUUAGAGAAACUCCAAGAGACUAUCUAUAUCUCUUCAACAGAUUCUCUAAGUGGUUAUCCAAAUGUGACCAUCCUCUAUUCCAUGUUUCUAGCUAGCCAAAUAUAGAUAACAAAAAUGGCUUUCUAGAGUGUACACAAGGUAUAAAAAAGCUGUUGGAGAGUGAAAACAUAUAGAAAACGAUUUUUUAUACAUAAGGCUCUCCGAAUGAUAAUUUAGAGAGUUAAAUUUAUAAAAAAAAACUCUGGGAGAUGUUCUUAGUGGUGAUUUGGCACGCUAAAUAUAUAGCUACUGUCUCCAUACUAUUAUACACAUGCAUUUUCCUGAAAGGGGAUUGGUUAAUUACAGCACAAACACACCAUUCUUUUACAAUACAAAAUAAAGUCAGCUAGCUGCUUGAACAUGAAGGUAAGCACCUUUUACUCAGCACCCUACAACACUCUAGGCUGCUUUAACUCAUUCUUCACGCAAAGAUUAGGCAAGGAAUUAGCAUCAGCAACUAUUCCUCUUAAUCAUUUCUAAACCGCGUGCCAUGGAAUUCCCCUCUCCAGCAAACAUUCUCUAUUUAAAUGCUUCGCUUUUAAGUCUUCGACCACACUGCAGCUGCAGACCCCUCACACUGACUGACGCAUCAUCUCGCGAUAGCUCCAUGCAGCUGAAGCUCUGCUCGGAGGUGCAGGUGCCUGGGCGUGGUUGAGCCGGCCGGAGCAGUAGAUCACCGGGAGGUGCUCGAUCGCGCGGUGACCGCCCACGCACCGGUCGGUCGUGAUGGCGGCGACGGCGAGGAAGCUGAUCGUGGAGGUGGUGGAGGCGCGGGACCUGCUGCCCAAGGACGGGACCGGCACGUCGAGCCCCUACGCGCGCGCCGACUUCGACGGGCAGCGCCGCAAGACGCGCACGGUGACCAGGGACCUCAACCCGGCGUGGAACGAGGCGCUCGAGUUCGACUUCCCCGCCGCCGGCGUCGGCGUCGACCCCGUCGUGGGGGAGCCGCUCGAGGUCGCCGUCCUGCACGACGUCCGCGUCGGGCCCAGCCGGCGGAACAACUUUCUCGGCCGCGUCCGCCUCGACGCGCGCCAGUUCGUGCGCAAGGGCGAGGAGGCGCUCAUCUACUUCCCGCUCCAGAAGAAGAGCCUCUUCAACUGGGUCCGCGGCGAGAUCGGGCUCAAGGUCUACUACGUCGACGUGCCGCUCGCGCCGCCGGAGCCGGAGCCACCAGCCGUUGGUGAUGCCGCUCCAGAUGCCGCGGCGGCGGAAGCAGAAGCACCACCGCCGCCGCCCGUUGCUCCUAAGGAGGCUUCUGCGGAUGAGCCGCCGAAGGAGGAGGAGCCGGCGGACGAAGCUCCGGCGCCACAGCCGGAACCGGCGGCAGAGGCUGCAUCCGGCGACGGAUCCACCACGGAGAAGCCACCUGAGGAGGCUGACCCCGCAGCGGCGACCCCGGCACCAGAAGCUGCACACGAAAUGGCGGCAGAGGCGGCGGUGGCAGCACCGGAGGAGAAGCCACCGGAAGAGGAGCCGGUGCUGAGCCCGCCACCGCAGCCGACGCCGACACCGAUGCCGCGGCAGGUAUCCAUGCCUGUGCGAAGGCCGCCGCCGCCGCCUCCACCGGAGGAGCCGGUGGAGCGGAGCAAGCACGAUCUGGUGGACAAGAUGCCGUACCUGUUCGUCCGGGUGGUGCGCGCGCGGGGGCUGCCCGCCGGCGCGCACCCACACGUCCGCGUGGCCGCCGGCGGCAUCCACGCGUCCACGCGGGAGGCGCGCCGCGGUGCCUUCUUCGAGUGGGACCAGACCUUCGCGUUCGUGCGCGACCCGGACACCGAUUCGCCGGGCCCCACUCUCGAGGUCUCCGUGUGGGACCUCCCGCCCGACGCCGACGUGUCCGUCGCCGACGAUCGCCACUUCCUUGGCGGCCUCUGCUUCGACACCGCCGACGUGCACGCGCGGGACCCGCCGGACGGGCCUCUCGCGACGCAGUGGUACAGGCUCGAGGGCGGGCGCCGCCUCGGCGGCGCCGACCUCAUGGUCGCCACGUGGGCGGGCACGCAGGCCGACGAGGCCUUCGCCGACGCGUGGAAGGCGGAUUCCCCGGCGGCGACCUUCGCCGCUGUCGCUGCCACGUCGCGCGCCAAGGUUUACGUCUCGCCGAAGCUUUGGCUCCUGCGCCUCACCGUCAUCGAGGCGCAGGACACGCUCACGGCGCCGCCUCCCCGCGACGCCGGCAUCGCGGUGCGCGCCUUGCUGGGUUUCCAGGCUCUCAAGACGCGCACCACGCCGGUGGCGCGCAACGGAGGGCCCGCGUGGAACGAGGACCUGCUCUUCGUCGCCGCCGAGCCGUUCACCGACGACGACUGCCUCGUCAUCUCUCUCGAGGUGCGCCACGGUAAGGAGGCCUUCCCUGUCGGCUCGGCCAGCAUCUCACUCGCCACCAUCGAGCGGCGCGUCGACGACAGGAAGGUGGCGUCCAAAUGGCUCGACCUCCUCCCGUCCGACGAGGCCACGAAGAGAGUCGGGAAGAAGGCGGCGAUGCACAUGCACGGAGGGCGGCUGCACGUGCGCGUGUGCCUCGACGGCGGCUACAACGUCGCCGACGAGCCGUCGUACGCGUGCAGCGAUUUCCGGCCGUCGGCGCGGCAGCUCUGGCACCCACCGCUUGGCGUCGUGGAGCUAGGCAUCAUCGGCUGCAAGGGCCUCCUACCGAUGCGCGCCGCCGACGGCAAGGGCUGCACGGACGCGUACGCCGUGGCCAAGUACGGCCCCAAGUGGGCGCGCACGCGCACCAUCGCCGACAGCUUCGACCCGGCCUGGAACGAGCAGUACACGUGGCCGGUGUACGACCCCUGCACCGUGCUCACCGUCGGCGUGUUCGACGACCCGCCGCCGGCGCAGCCGGCAGACGGCGGCGGGAAGGACGCCGCCGCCGCGGCGUGUUCGCGGCCGAUGGGGAAGGUCAGGAUACGGCUGUCCACGCUGGAGCGCGGCCGCGUGUACCGUGGCCUGUACCCGCUCAUCAUGAUGCUGCCCACCGGCGCGAAGCGGAUGGGCGACGUCGAGCUGGCCAUCCGCUUCGCCACGUCCGCGUCGACGCUCGACGUGCUGCACACGUACGGCCGGCCGGCGCUGCCGCCGAUGCACCACCUGCGGCCCGUCCCGGCGGUUCACCGUGAGGCGCUGCGGCUGGCGGCGGCGCGCAUCUCGGCGGCGCACCUGGCGCGGUCGGAGCCGCCGCUGCGGCGCGAGGUGGCGACGUGGAUGCUGGACGCCGCGGAGCCGCGCGGAUUCAGCAUGCGCAAGCUGCGCGCCAACUGGAACCGCGCCGCCGCCGCGCUCUCCUGGGUCGCCGACGCGGCGCGCUGGGUGGAGGACACCCGGUCGUGGCGCAACCCGACGGCGACCGCGAUGGCGCACGCCGUGCUGGUCCUCCUCGCGUGGCACCCGGACCUCGUCGUGCCGACGGUCACGCUCCACGUCGCCGCCGUGGGCGUGUGGAAGUACAGGCGCAGGCCGCGCGCGCCGGCGCCGCACCCGUGCGUGCGCGCGUCCAUGGCGGAGGCGCCGGACAGGGAGGAGCUGGACGAGGAGUUCGACACGAUUCCGAGCGCGAGGCCGCCGGAGGUGGUGCGGGCGCGGUACGACCGCGCCAGGAUGGUGGGCGCGCGGCUGCAGCAGAUGGUCGGCGACGUCGCGACGCAGGCGGAGAGGUUGCAGGCGCUCGUGUCGUGGCGCGACCCGCGCGCCACCGGGAUGUUCGUCGCGCUGUGCGUCCUCGUGGCCAUGGUGCUGUACAUGGUGCCCAUCAAGAUGGUGGCCGUGGUCGCCGGGUUCUACUACCUCCGGCACCCGAUGUUCCGGGACUGGAUGCCGGCGCCGGUGAUCAACUUCUUCCGGCGGCUGCCUUCCAUGUCUGAACGAAUCAUGUAGGAGCAAGCAAGCAGUAGCAGCGUGGCAUCAGUUGGCCACUUCUGGAGAGCCGAGAGACCACAUAUGCAGUACCAGUUAUACUUUAGCAGCAACAUGUUAAUGCAUACUUCUUGAGCAGAAUAAAGCAAUUUUCUUUCAAUGCAUA
Messenger RNA from Panicum virgatum (switchgrass), 4463 nucleotides. RefSeq names its product FT-interacting protein 7-like. Lineage: Eukaryota; Viridiplantae; Streptophyta; Magnoliopsida; Poales; Poaceae. The record is from RefSeq and is a predicted model, not a curated record. The transcript has a single exon. Bases 1166 to 4318 code for a protein of 1050 amino acids.